AUGGAGGUUAUGAUGCGUCAACUUCAACUGACCAUCGAGGCCAUGCAACGGGACUUUGCUCGCCAAGCAGAAGUUACCACUCGCCAAACAGAGGUCACAGACCAGCAAGUUGAGUUAAUUGCCAAUCUUCAACAGCAGCAGCAACCACAACAAGCAGUAGCUUCUGCUUCGCACCCACCCCCGCCUAUGGUUCCAAUACCCGGGGAUACAGCUAAUGCCCAGGAGAAUAUGGACACUCCAGCAGGGCCAGAUCUGGGAGAUGUACAGAUCGGCUGGUUUGAUAUGAAUGGAUCAACGGAUAAUACAGGCUGGCUUAGUGAUGAGCUAGAUGUUGAUGAGGGGUCUCAACCGAAGCAGGAACAAUUAGGAAUAGGAACGUCUACAACGGUCGGAACGGUCGAGAACAAGGGGAAGUUGCCGGAGAGCACCGGUACUAAGAAUUCUGCUCAAGAAUUGGGUAGCUUGUGUAUAGCUGAUACAGAAUUGGAGGCUGCGCUAAAGUGGUUCGACCAGAAAAGAACUGAGAUUGAUCAGAAGGCUAGAAAAGCCCAAGGCCCCGCUGGGAUUGAUUGUGUUGUCAACACAGGAAUAAUUAUGACAGAACCGGACAAUUAUAGAAGUAUAAACAUAGACGCAUCUCUUCUCAAACACGAACUCAACAUACCUCCACAAUUCAUAUGGCCCGACCAUGAAAAACCCAGCCUCCAUGAGCCACCAUCACUCUUCGUUCCACCUAUUGACUUGGGAGCCUUCAUCUCCGGUGACCCCCUAUCCGUCUCAACAGCUAUUCAACUUGUCGAUGAGGCUUGCAAGAAACAUGGCUUCUUCUUAGUCAUAAACCAUGGAGUUAGCAAAGAGCUUAUCAGUGAAGCUCAGAAGAACAUGGACUUGUUUUUUGAUAUGCCAUUGAAAGAGAAACAGAGAGCUCAAAGAAAAGUUGGGGAAUAUCAUGGGUAUGCUAGUAGCUUUACUGGUAGGUACUCUUCCAGGCUUCCAUGGAAAGAAACUCUUUCUUUUAGAUAUUGCGAUGACGGUGGAUCAUCAAACGUGGUUGGAGAGUACUUGGUUGGCACAAUGGGUGAAGAUUUUAGACAAUUUGGAAGGAUAUACCAAGAUUAUUGUGAAGCAAUGAACACUCUGUCACUUAGGAUCAUGGAACUAUUGGGGAUGAGCCUAGGAGUGGGCCCAACCUAUUUAAGAGAAUUCUUUGAAGGAAAUGAGUCAAUAAUGAGACUAAACAACUACCCCCCUUGUCUUAGAGCUCAUGAUACUCUUGGAACUGGUCCCCAUCGUGAUCCAAACUCGCUCACUAUCCUUCAUCAAGACAAUGUUGGUGGGCUUCAAGUGUUUGUUGAUCAACAAUGGCACUCCAUUCUUCCCAAUUCACAAGCUUUUGUUGUCAACGUUGGAGACACAUUCAUGGCUCUAUCAAAUGGAAUUUACAAGAGUUGCUUGCAUAGAGCAGUGGUAAACAAACAAGUUCCAAGGAAGUCUCUGACCUUCUUUUUGUCUCCAAACAUGGACAAAGUGGUGAGUCCACCUAAUGGAUUGGUCAAUAGUCAUAAUCCAAGGAUAUAUCCAGACUUCACUUGGCCAACUCUUCUUGAAUUCACUCAGAAGCAUUACAGAGUUGACAUAGAUACCAUUGAUGUCUUCUCAAAUUGGCUUCAAUGCAAAACCAACUGA
This is a messenger RNA of Camellia sinensis, 1686 nucleotides long. The record is from RefSeq and is a predicted model, not a curated record. NCBI's taxonomy places the organism in Eukaryota, Viridiplantae, Streptophyta, Magnoliopsida, Ericales, Theaceae.